This is a messenger RNA of Plutella xylostella (diamondback moth), 1062 nucleotides long. It is a transcript of the gene THG, whose product is annotated as tRNA-histidine guanylyltransferase. The record is from RefSeq and is a predicted model, not a curated record. Lineage: Eukaryota; Metazoa; Arthropoda; Insecta; Lepidoptera; Plutellidae. Gene Ontology annotation, biological process: tRNA modification. Gene Ontology annotation, molecular function: magnesium ion binding; tRNA guanylyltransferase activity.
GCUGUCAAAAUGACAAGGCAUAAGGCAAGGAAAGUUUUGUAUACGCAAUGUUGAUUUUGAAUUUCUUUUUUAUUUAAAUCAAUGUUAUCAAAUAAAGUAGUACAUUUAUUGAAAUCUAUAAGGUCUCCUGUGUUAAAUAGCAUCAUGGCAAAAAGUUCAUUUGAGUAUGUGAAGAAUUUUGAGUUGGACGAUAAAUUAAUCCCAAAUACAUGGAUUGUUGUUAGGUUAGAUGGCAAGUGUUUUCAUAAAUUUUCAGAUGACCACAGUUUUGCGAAACCGAAUGACUUACGUGGAUUAAAAUUAAUGAAUUUUGCUGCUUAUUCGGUGAUGAAGGACAUAAAUGAUGUUUUGAUGGCUUUUGGUCAAAGUGAUGAAUAUUCUUUUGUGUUUAAAAAAAACACAAAUCUAUACAAACGUAGAGCAUCAAAAUUACUAACGACGUUGAAUAGUAAAUUUUCUGCCUCAUAUGUAUAUUAUUGGAAUAAGUACUUCACUGAUGAAAAGCUACAGUAUCCACCAACAUUUGACGGACGAGUUAUAAUGUAUCCUUCUGAUCAGAAUCUAAUUGACUACAUGAAAUGGAGGCAGGCAGAUGUUCACAUAAACAACCUAUACAACACCACUUUCUGGAACCUGGUGCUAAAAGGAAACUUAAGUCCUAUGGAGGCUGAAAAACGAUUAUGUGGAACAGUCUCAGCAGACAAGAAUGAAAUCUUGUACAGUGAGUUCAAAAUCAACUAUAACAAUGAACCAGAAAUAUUCAGGCGAGGGACUUUGUUGCUUAGAAAGGUGUUGCAAAUGGAUUCUCAAGAAACUGCCAGCAUCAUUACAGAUGUACAUGAUGAUAUGCUAAAGGAUAAGUUUUGGAAAAAUAAUUCUACUUUGUUGUUAGAUAAGUCCAAGCCACUUGUGUUAGUGGAAGCUCCCACAACAGAUAUGGUUCAAGAACAAUUAGCAGGCAGAAACAAGAAAAAAGAAGCUAACAGUCAUAUAUUUAUAAAACAAGCAAUAAACCAAGAAAGUUAAUGUAAAUAAUAAAAGUAAAACAUAAGAAUAAUUCAA